Messenger RNA from Rangifer tarandus platyrhynchus (Svalbard reindeer), 891 nucleotides. The record is from the annotation of a GenBank genome assembly. NCBI's taxonomy places the organism in Eukaryota, Metazoa, Chordata, Mammalia, Artiodactyla, Cervidae.
AUGCCGUGGCGGCGUGCUGCUUUCCGGCAAGACGAACUCUCGCAUGGUUAUUGGGCCGGGAGGAGACUAGGCUCUGGAGAAGGUGGAGCAAAGGCAAAUAAGAGGACCUGGCGGGCGAGGCCUGAUGAGAGACUUGGAGUCAUGAAGAAAGGCACAUUGUGGUAUGAAUGGUCAGAAGUUUUAGAACUAGACCUUGCAAGAGGAGGAAGAUUUGUUGCAUUUAGAGAUUGUAAGGAUGGGCCUUGCAGACUAAAGAAACAAUGUCAGCGAAGACACCAGACAGCAAAGUAUUCUUCUGCUGACUCAACUUUUCCUGGGAAAAUAAGCCAUUCCCACCACAUGGGGAUGAACAUGGAUAUGAGUGGUGGAGACAACAGUACCAUGCCACCUCACCAUCACCCGACCACUUCAUCCGACCACUCCCAUGAUCACAUGAUGAUGAUGAUGCCUAUGACCUUCUACUUUGGCUUUAAGGACGUGGAACUAUUGUUUUCUGGUUUGGUGAUCAAUACAGCUGGAGAAAUGGCCGGAGCUUUCGUGGCAGUGUUUUUACUAGCCAUGUUCUAUGAAGGACUCAAGAUAGCCCGAGAGGGCCUCCUGCGCAAGUCACAGGUCAGCAUUCGGUACAAUUCCAUGCCUGUCCCAGGACCAAAUGGAACCAUCCUUAUGGAGACACACAAAACUGUCGGGCAGCAAAUGCUAAGCUUCCCGCACCUCCUGCAAACAGUGCUGCACAUCAUCCAAGUGGUCAUCAGCUACUUCCUCAUGCUCAUCUUCAUGACCUACAACGGGUACCUCUGCAUUGCUGUCGCAGCCGGGGCUGGCACAGGGUACUUCCUCUUCAGCUGGAAGAAGGCGGUGGUAGUGGACAUCACAGAGCAUUGCCAUUAA